CUGAGGACUGCCAGCUGCUCACUCAGAUCCCCAAAGUGCGCUGCCUGAGGAACGGCAGGAGAGAGGGUCUGAUCCGAUCACGCGUGCGAGGAGCCAACACGGCCUCUGCUUCGAUCUUGACCUUUCUGGACAGCCACUGUGAGGUCAACACUGACUGGCUGCAGCCUAUGAUACAGAGAGUCAAGGAGGAUCAUACAAGAGUGGUCAGCCCCAUCAUCGACGUCAUCAGCCUGGAUAACUUUGCCUACUUGGCUGCCUCUGCUGACCUGAGAGGAGGAUUUGACUGGAGUCUCCACUUCAAGUGGGAGCAGAUUCCCAUUGAGCAAAAGAUGGCAAGAAGUGACCCCACUCAGGCAAUAAGGACUCCCGUCAUCGCUGGUGGGAUCUUCGUCAUGGACAGGAGUUGGUUCAACCACCUCGGCCAGUAUGACACCCACAUGGACAUCUGGGGAGGGGAGAACUUUGAGCUUUCUUUCCGGGUGUGGCUGUGCGGAGGAAGUCUGGAGAUUCUUCCCUGCAGCCGCGUGGGUCACGUGUUCAGGAAACGGCACCCGUACGAUUUCCCAGAGGGCAACGCUCUUACCUACAUUAAGAACACCCGUCGGGCUGCUGAAGUGUGGAUGGAUGAGUAUAAACAGUACUACUACUCUGCGAGGCCGUCGGCUCAGGGAAAAGCCUUCGGCAGUAUCACAGACCGUCUGGCGCUGCGACGGAAGCUGAACUGCAAACCUUUCCGCUGGUACAUGGAGAACGUCUAUCCCGAGCUGAGGGUCCCUGAGCAGGAAGCAGUGUCCAGUGUGUUGAAACAGGGCGGUUUGUGUCUGGAGACCCGUGGGACCGACGGCCUCGGGCUGGCAGAGUGUAGGGGCCUCGGAGCCAACAGGCCACAGUCGCAGAGAUGGGAGUUAAUAGAGCCGCUGAUCCGGCAGCAGGACCUUUGCCUGGCAAUUUCUGCUUUCACAGCGGGGUCGAAGGUCAAGAUGGAGCCCUGCAAUACAAAAGAGCCGAGACAGAAGUGGAAGCCAAAGGGCACAGCUCUGCAGCACAUGGUCAGUGGCCUCUGCCUGGACAGUCAAACCCCGAUGGGACCUCCAGUCAUUUUACAGUGUCGCCCCCAGAUGGCCAGCCAGUCCUGGGAGCCACAAGUCAUUACCUGAGCCACAGCAAAUGAGAAGAGGGAGAGGGAGGAGCAGAUUCUGGACCCAGCCUGCAGAAGGAAUUGGGGUAUCACGUCUGCACACUGUUUGUCGCCUUGCUGAAGGAUAAAAGUAGUGGGAACUCUACUGUCUUGAAGUCAACUUCUAGCUCCUGCUCAUUGUGUCUUGGGGACAAGAGCGCGCUGAAAACAUUUUAAGACCCUGUUGAACAAAACAUCUAAGGUCUUCUGUGUACAGUGCUUCAUCCUUCCAGGAUGCUUUAGUUCUUCUGAGUAAUCUACGCUUUUCACAAAAAACUGUCACACAUCCCACUUUUCAUUUCUGUAUCUAUUCUGGUCUAUGUGUUGCUUCAAUCUGGAAUAGUGAAGAUUACCCGAAACGAAAGAGUGCAUAAUGUACUGUUGCUAAUAUGCUGACUUGCACUUGACCCACUCUGAGUCUUGAGGUUUUUGGGCUGUUGAAGCAUGUCUGAUGACUGUGUGGACCAGGGCAGUUUUAUGUGCAGUCAACUAAAAUCUGAAAACAAUUUUUUUUUUAAUUGUUAUUGCUGAAUGGCAGUCUUGAAACCACCAUGCGAAGCACUGUCAGAAAGAUUAUUUAUUGUUUUGCAUGGUCAGACCCAAAGAAUGGUUUUAUUUUUUCUCCGUCUCUACAAAGUUUUAUGUAAAUAUUUAAAGCAGGUAAUGGCUUGUUUUGUGUAAAGUUCUCUAUAUGUUGUUUGAAAAAAUAAAACGUGGUAAUGGAGA
Maylandia zebra (zebra mbuna) is the source of this 1903-nucleotide messenger RNA. It is a transcript of the gene galnt16, whose product is annotated as UDP-N-acetyl-alpha-D-galactosamine:polypeptide N-acetylgalactosaminyltransferase 16. Gene Ontology annotation, cellular component: Golgi apparatus. Gene Ontology annotation, molecular function: polypeptide N-acetylgalactosaminyltransferase activity. Gene Ontology annotation, biological process: protein O-linked glycosylation. The record is from RefSeq and is a predicted model, not a curated record. Lineage: Eukaryota; Metazoa; Chordata; Actinopteri; Cichliformes; Cichlidae.